This is a messenger RNA of Toxotes jaculatrix (banded archerfish), 3269 nucleotides long. Its product is annotated as neurocalcin-delta A. The record is from RefSeq and is a predicted model, not a curated record. Gene Ontology annotation, biological process: calcium-mediated signaling. The coding region runs from base 335 to 916 and encodes 193 amino acids. Lineage: Eukaryota; Metazoa; Chordata; Actinopteri; Toxotidae. The transcript has 7 exons. Gene Ontology annotation, molecular function: calcium ion binding; actin binding; tubulin binding. Gene Ontology annotation, cellular component: cytosol.
CUAACUAACUACACAUUGACACUUGUUGGGGGGUACAUGUGUUCUGUCGCAGUUUACCGAUUUACCGGCAGAUGAAGAAGCCACGUCUGAUGACAUUUUAGCCUGAGCGGUGCUGUUAACUUUAAGUAAAGGUCAUUGGUGGAUAAGGAAGGACGCUAUAAACAAAUACCUGAAGGAGUGACUCAGCAUUGUGAAACCACUCACCUGGGCUGCCGACAUCUACACAUUCCACCUGAUCUGACUGGGUGCGCAGCCUGAAAGGCAGAAAUUGACCCCGUGAACCCAGACGAAGACGAUAAAGCUGUGUGCAGAGUGAUCAACAGGACUGACAGACAUGGGGAAGCAGAACAGCAAGCUCCGUCCUGAGGUGAUGCAGGACCUGCUUGAGAGCACCGACUUCACCGAGCAUGAGAUCCAGGAGUGGUACAAGGGCUUCCUGAGGGACUGCCCCAGUGGGAACCUCUCCAUGGAGGAGUUCAAGAAGAUCUAUGGCAACUUCUUCCCCUAUGGAGAUGCUUCAAAGUUUGCCGAGCACGUCUUUCGCACAUUUGACGCUAAUGGCGAUGGGACAAUAGAUUUCCGGGAGUUUAUCAUCGCACUAAGCGUGACGUCGCGCGGCAAGCUGGAGCAGAAGCUGAAAUGGGCGUUCAGUAUGUAUGACCUGGACGGGAAUGGGUACAUCAGUAAAGCUGAGAUGCUGGAGAUCGUACAGGCAAUCUAUAAGAUGGUGUCCUCAGUGAUGAAGAUGCCUGAGGAUGAGUCAACACCUGAGAAGAGGACAGAGAAGAUCUUCAGGCAGAUGGACACCAACAGGGACGGCAAACUGUCUCUGGAGGAGUUCAUCAAAGGAGCUAAGAGCGACCCCUCCAUCGUCCGCCUGUUGCAGUGCGACCCCAGCAGUGCCGGACAGUUCUAAACCUGAGGCAUCAACAUAACCUUGCUUCUGUGGGUGACUCUAAAUGCCCUUAACUCUCCACUAUGGAGCAGACUGAUGAUGAAGGAUGACAAGCUUGAUGACGAUGAUGAAGACGGGCCUUCAAUUUGCACUGAGGACUUCAAAGAUGGGCGCAGGAGCCGCUUUCUCCAGUUUUCCACCUCGAGCCGUUUAUCUAAACCCUCCAAACCGACAACAAAGACUGAACCCGACGACUUUCCCAGACCCCCGCUGAUUGUAAUUGACCAGGACCCCUCAGUUCUCCUAUAGGCAUGUCAGAGUAUAAAGAAGGUCUACAGUAGGUUGUAUAUAUACAGUAUAAACUGGAGUCUCUGUAUCAGUGUGUUUGCUUGACUCUCUGUGCCCUCUGAGGCUCCAGCCGGGGCGACACAGAGCCUCUGUCACUCUAAUGUGUAUCAUAGACAGAGUGUGUGCAUGAGACGACAAGAGAGGGAGAGGAUGGUGUUGCAUAACAGGACAUACUGUAGGUGAGACAGUUUAAUCUGCAGAGAGAGGACUUGUGAAGUUUGUCCUUCACUCAGAAUGAGUAUUGCUUUUAGUUUCCUCUUUUCUACUGUGAGAAUGUGUACGCAUGUUUGUGUAUUUUUUGCAAACUUGAUAGACUUUGUUUCAUAUUUUGUGCUGGGGACAACAAGAACAUGUACUAUUAUGCUACUAUGCAUAUGCACCCUAAUUAAUAGUUUGAUUUUUGUGAAGUGUCACUUAUGUCAUGAAGGAUGAAACGCAUCCCUUUAUCCAUCAUCUGUUCCAGUGGUUUUUCCUAUCAGUGAGGAUUUGACAGACUUGUAGGGUCGCGGCGUCGCUGCGACUCGCUUUUAAAGUAAAAUAGAAAACUAGUCUUUAAAGUAUUUGAGUAGUGUAGAUAUUUUAAAGUGCAACUGCAUUUGUAAAGCAAAUUCACACAGUCCAGAACGCUCGGUUCAUAACAAAUGUUGUGAAAUAAUCAUUUAAAAAAAAAAAAAAACAACAAAAAAAAAGUUGGUGUAUUUAAGCUGUUGCAGGAUAUCAAGCAUGCAAACCAGUUUCUUCUUUGACACGUGCCAUGUGAAGGAGGACGACGGCGCACUUCUCCACGUUCACUUUCAGACGUCUUUAAAUGCUGCAUGUUGAAUCAGUCGUUGAACAGUUGGGUACAGCGGUGCAUAGACUAAAUAACACAUAUGCAUGUGACUAAUGUGCAUGUGUGAGUUUUUGAUGUAUGUUUAUGGAACUCAGUGGUUAAAACGGCCGGUCGCCCAUCUGUGCUCUCUUCUCUGCGUUAGUACUGUCAUCAUUAGUACCGCCGGCAGUCAUCGGUUAGCGACUGCCACAGCUGACACAUCUAACGGUUCACAUGAGUAACGUCAUGGAGACGGGCUUUAGGAAGACCGCCGAUGCACAACAAACUGUACACAUAAAGACACACGCCGUUGCAGAGGGAUGCUGGGUAGUCGGAUCUGAGAAAUGUCUUCUGUAUCAGUUGAGCUGAAUAAUGAAAUCACCAUGCAGCAGCUGUAUCAGGGCCAAACAGACACAGAGUGAACCGAAUCCUUUAGACUUAGAGUCCCAGUUCUGAGUAAACGUUCAACUAAACGACAUGUACGUAAUUUGUAGUGUUACAUAACGUGAAUGACAUGAUGUUGGGUAACACAAGUGCUGGUGUCCCACUAAUACAAACACUCCCAAUAAAUUUAUUGUUGUUAUGUUUGGUCUCCUCUCCUCUCCCUCCUUCGUUCUGUGCUCAGCUGCAACAGAAAACUCCUCAACAGAAAAAGAAGGUCUCCCUCUUAAGAUUAGGAAGUCCAGCCAGGAGCAGGGAAUGUGACCCAACCCUCAUCCAGGGCUGAGCAAAGAUGUUUCACUCAUUGCAUCGUUUCCCAAUUAGAAAAGCUUUGAAUGUUUUAUUAAAUAACUGCUGUUUUUUUUUUGUUUUGUUUUAUUUUGUGUUUUUUUUUUUUUUGGUAAAAAAAAAAAAAAAAAGAUGCAGACAAACAAACCACAAACCGAGAAUCACAUCUGCUGCGGUGAUACUGUCACAAUGUGUUGCUUUUUAUUGUAUUUUUAACUUUUUUUUUUUUUUUUUAAGCUGUCAGGUAUAACAUUUCUGUCGAAACACAAAAUAGCAUCUUGUGCCAAAUAAAAACAAGAACAGUAUUGUAUGAAUUUAUACUGUACAAUUGUUAUUAUCUGUUGAACAAAAUGUUUGUAAUUGUUGCCUUUUGUAGGUUUUGUAUGGUAUUCUGUAUUUAGUGACUGCAGUUUUGAACACGGGAUUCUGUUUUUUGGUCAACUUUAAAAGGCAAAAAUUAAAUUUACAGUUUAUUGUGUGCAAGCA